GCACGAGUUUAGUAUCUUUGUAAACAGCGUUAGUACAAGUAUUACAAAUCGACUGCAAAUAUCCAGCGACAAGCUAUCAUAAUUUAUCGAAAGCUACUGCAAAAAAUAAAAGAAUAGUAAUGACAACCAGUUUUAGAAUCAAUGGAAAUCCAUAUACAGAAAAAAAUAGUUGAUCUGAAAUCUCUACCGGCCGAUGUAACAUUGAAUACUUUUAUACGUGAACAUGCCCAGCUAACGGCCACUAAGUUUAUGUGUUUGGAGGGAGGAUGCGGAGUAUGUGUGGUUGCGAUUAAAGGUAAACAUCCGGUGACAGGUGAACUGCGUACUUGGGCUGCCAAUUCGUGCUUAAUGCUAUUAAGCGCUUGUAUCGAUUACGAGAUCAUCACAUGUGAAGGCAUUGGCAACAAACGUGACGGUUAUCAUCCCAUACAGAAACGCCUGGCCAAGUUGAAUGGCACCCAGUGCGGGUAUUGUUCACCUGGUUUCAUCAUGAACAUGUAUAGCUUGCUGGAAUCCAAACAGGGCGGUCUCACUAUGGAUGAAAUUGAAAAUUCGUUUGGGGGCAACAUUUGUCGUUGUACUGGUUAUCGUCCUAUACUCGAUACAAUGAAAUCAUUUGCUGUUGACAGCAUUAUACAAUUACCGUCAGAGUAUAGGGAUAUUGAAGAUCUGAUUUCUAAGACAUGUCCUAAAAUCAACGAAAAUUGUUCGGGACAUUGUCGGCGACCUAUCAAAUCCCUGUUGUUUAAUGACGGCGCUGAAUGGUACUGGCCCAAAACUCUACAAGAGCUCUUUGAAACUUUAAAUAAAAUUAAUACGAUCGAUGAGUAUAUGUUAGUGGGGGGAAACACUGCACAUGGUGUCUACCGCCGAUCCGAAAAUAUAAAGAAUUUCAUUGACAUUAACGCUAUUCCCGACUUGAAAAAGCAUAGCUUGACCUCGGAUACAUUAACAUUGGGAGCAAAUCUCAAUCUUAGUGAAACUAUGAAUAUAUUUAUGAAGGCAUCAAAAAAAUCGGGUUUUGAAUAUUGCCAACAACUGUGGCAACACUUCGACUUAAUAGCCAAUGUUCCCGUCAGAAAUAACGGGACGCUAGCCGGUAAUAUUUCCAUCAAGAAAAUGCAUCCUGAAUUUCCAUCGGAUAUUUUUAUAACUUUCGAAGCUUUAGAUGUUCAGGUCGUAGUCAACACUAGCGCUAUAAAGCAACAAACAAUGUCUUUAGCCGAUUACUUGAGCGACAACACCCCGAAAUUAGUAAUAUCUGCCUUCGAAUUAAAGUCUUAUCCAAAGAGUAGAUUCAUAUUCAAAUCUUACAAGAUAAUGCCUCGCGCUCAGAAUGCUCAUGCAUAUGUAAACGCAGGAUUUUUGUUGGACUUUGACUCAACCGCCCGCAAAGUUAAUGAUGCUCGCAUUUGCUUUGGUGGUAUAACCCCAGAAUUUAUUCAUGCCGAAUCUAUAGAGGAAAUGCUGAAAACGCAAUGUUUUUAUGAUAAAACUGUAGUAGAGAAGACUUUUUCUCAAUUGCCUAAAGUCUUAAAUCCUGAUGCCGAGUUAACUGAUGCUUCACCUGAAUACAGGCGAAAGUUAGCUUGUGGCUUAUUGUUGAAAUGUUAUUUAGACUCAACGCCUUCGGACAAAGUUAAAGAAGAAUUUAGAAGCGGUGGUCCUAUGUUAAUAAGAAAGUUAUCCUCCGGAAUUCAAAGUUUUGAGAGUAAUAAGAAGAAUUUUCCUUUAAAUCAGCCGGUACAGAAACUUGAAGCUCUUAUACAAUGUUCCGGGGAAGCAACAUAUAUGAAUGACAUGCUUACUUAUGGUAAUACUGUUUAUUGUGCUUUUGUAACCGCCACAAAAGUGAAUGCUACUAUAGAACAGAUUGAUGCUUCCGAAGCUUUAAAGAUGCCUGGCGUUAUAGCUUUCUUUUCGGCCAAGGAUAUACCCGGUACAAAUACUUUUGUAGAUCAAGCUUUUGGUUAUGAGGUAGAAGAAAUUCUAUGUCCCGAUACGGUACGUUAUUACGAUCAACCAUUAGGCAUAAUUGCCGCCAUUAACACUAACAUAGCAAACCAAGCCGCGUCCAAGGUGCGAGUUAUCUACUCCUAUGAUACUGACCUAGUAAUGUCAACUAUGGAGGAUGUGUUUGAAAAUGAACAAUUAGAUCGUGUUUAUAAUAUUUUGCCUUCGUCUAUUAAGGCUAUUAGACUGAGUGAUAACGCAGACAUUACGGCUAGUGGAAUAUUCCAAAUCGGUUUGCAAUACCAUUUUACCAUGGAACCACAAACAUGUGUAGCAGUGCCGUAUGAACAGGGACUACAAGUGUGGUCUGCCACCCAAUGGAUGGAUCAUACACAGUCUGUUAUAGCAAAAAUGCUAAAACUAAAAGCAGCGGAAGUUCAACUAAAAGUCAGACGCUUGGGUGGAGGUUAUGGCUGUAAAAUUACCCGAGGCAAUGCGGUAGCAUGUGCCGCGUCGUUAGUAGCCUAUAAACUCAACCGACCCGCACGUUUCAUUCAGACCAUUGAAUCAAUGAUGAACUCUAAUGGAAAGCGUUGGGCCUGUCGUUCCGAUUACGAAUUUCAUGUCAAAGCUAAUGGAAAAAUUGUUGGAUUGAAAAACGUUUUCUACGAAGACGCUGGUUGUACAUUAAAUGAAAACCCAGUUACCGGCCAUGCCACACUUACUGUUAAGAAUUGCUAUGAUUUUACCGCUGACAAUUACAAAAUCGACGGCAAUGCUGUGAAAACGGACGCACCUAGCUCAGCUUGGUGCCGUGCUCCCGGUUCAGUAGAAGGUGUUGCUAUGAUUGAAAAUAUAUUAGAACAUAUAGCUUUUGAGACACAGAUUGACCCAGCCGACGUCCGUUUGAUUAAUAUAAAGAAGGAUAAUAAAAUGGCUGAACUGUUACCCCGAUUUCUUAAAUCCACCGAAUAUCGAGAAAGACGCAAAGAAAUCGAUUCGUAUAAUGAGAAAAACCGUUGGCGCAAACGCGGUUUGGGCUUAGCUAUAAUGCAAUACCCUUGCGGUUACUUCGGACAAUUUACAGCUACGGUUUCAAUAUAUCAUGCGGAUGGUUCGGUGGUCAUAUCUCAUGGUGGCAUAGAAAUGGGUCAAGGUAUUAAUACCAAAGCUGCUCAAGUGGCAGCGUAUGUUUUAGGCAUACCUCUGGAUUAUGUUAAGGUUGAAUCGAGCGAUACUAUAAAUGGAGCAAAUUCCACAGUAUCUGGUGGCGCAGUAAGCAGUGAGAGCGUGUGCUUUGCUGUUCGAAAAGCUUGCAACACUUUGAAUGAGCGUUUAAAACCAGUAAAGGAAAGUAUGAAAAAAGAGGCUUCUUGGAUGGAUGUAGUUGAAGAAGCUUGGAUCCGAAAUAUAAAUACUAUAGCGAGUGAUUAUCACAAAGAAGGUGAUAUGAAACCGUACAAUAUAUAUGGCUUGGCCUUAACUGAAGUUGAAGUGGAUAUUUUAACUGGUAAUAACUUGGUCACGCGGGUAGACAUAUUAGAGGAUACGGGUGAAAGCAUAAGUCCAUAUGUCGACAUAGGUCAAGUGGAAGGAGCCUUUAUUAUGUGCUUGGGCUAUUGGUUAACUGAGCAGUUGUUGUUUGAUCGGCAAACAGGCCAAUUAAUGACGAAUCGUACUUGGACUUAUAAACCACCAGGAGCGAAAGAUAUACCUAUCGAUUUUCGCAUAGAACUAUUACAAAGUGUACCGAAUCCUGGGGGUUUUAUGCGCUCCAAAGCGACAGGCGAACCGCCUUGCUGUUUAGCGGUAAGCUCCAUAUUUGCAAUACAACACGCGUUGCAAUCAGCGCGCAAAGACGCCGGCUUGAAACGAGAAUGGGUGCGACUAGGUGCACCUACCACGCCGGAGACAAUUGUCUUGAAUGCGGGUCACGAUAUCAAUUCAUUUUCAUUGGAAUAAAUUUAAGCAUGCAAUGAAACUUAGAAAAAAGAAUUUACCUUUCUUUUGUACAAUGUAAUGGUUCGUUACAGCCAAAUGCAGAUAAAUUAGAUCUUGAAACAGGUUACUUCUUUCUUUCGUGCACUUAAUGCACGACUGCUGCAGAUUUUUCAGGUAAAUUUAACGCGUCAAAAUAUAUAACGACGAUGACAUGAAGUAAAAUACACCGAAUUCUCUUUUUACAUGAUGGAUACGUUUCCAGAAAAUUCAUAGAAUAUUGAAAAUCGUGUUAAAAAAAACAAUUCACAUAAGAAAAUUUUUUUCUUUUUAACUCGUGUUGAAUCGAAUUUCGUGUAAAUAAACUCCGUGUAAAAAAAAAA
Messenger RNA from Glossina fuscipes, 4274 nucleotides. RefSeq names its product indole-3-acetaldehyde oxidase (gene AOX3). Gene Ontology annotation, molecular function: FAD binding; iron ion binding; oxidoreductase activity. Bases 142 to 3915 code for a protein of 1257 amino acids. NCBI's taxonomy places the organism in Eukaryota, Metazoa, Arthropoda, Insecta, Diptera, Glossinidae. The record is from RefSeq and is a predicted model, not a curated record. The transcript has 8 exons.